GUGGUCGACGACUGCCGCUACCUCGGUCGUCUCUUCUUGCAUUCGCAUUCAGGCGCUCCCAAAGGCCACCCAGAAAUCCAUGUCGUACACUCUCGUGCCGGUAAUACGCUUGCGCCAGAAUUGUUCCAACUGCACACGCACUCGAUGGCGUGGCACAGCGACAAUUCAUUCGACCUCCAGCCUCCUGGAAUGACCGUUCUAUACGCUUUGGAAGUGCCACUUGAAGGUGGAGACACAGUCUUCGCGGAUACGGAGACUGCUUAUGAGCGCCUCAGCCAUGGCUGUCGCAAAAGUCUGGAGGGCUUGCAGGCUGCUCACACUUCUCGCGAUCAGGCCGCACGGGCUCGCCCAGGUGGUGGAGAUGUAGGUCGGGAGCCUGUCGACUCGAUCCAUCCGAUUGUACGCACAAAUCCUCGAACAGGGAGGAAAGUAUUGUUUGUCAAUCCGCAAUAUACGCGACAAGUUGUGGGCUACAAGGAGGAAGAGAGUGACAAUCUUCUCACGUUUCUGCCUGACCACAUCACGAAAAGCCACGCCCUAAAGUGCCGUGUCAGGUGGAGGGACAAGACAGUGGUUGUCUUUGAUAAUCCCAACACCUGUCACUCGAGGAUGACGGAUUGGAUGUAUGGAAGGCGACUUCACAUUGCAAGGUACGGAUCUAUCUUGUCUUCGACCCGAUUGGUUUGCUGA
This is a messenger RNA of Zasmidium cellare ATCC 36951, 690 nucleotides long. RefSeq lists its product as uncharacterized. NCBI's taxonomy places the organism in Eukaryota, Fungi, Ascomycota, Dothideomycetes, Mycosphaerellales, Mycosphaerellaceae. The record is from RefSeq and is a predicted model, not a curated record. The transcript is spliced from 2 exons. Gene Ontology annotation, molecular function: 2-oxoglutarate-dependent dioxygenase activity. The annotation marks the transcript as partial. Gene Ontology annotation, cellular component: cytoplasm.